Messenger RNA from Actinia tenebrosa (Australian red waratah sea anemone), 732 nucleotides. Its product is annotated as branched-chain-amino-acid aminotransferase-like. Gene Ontology annotation, molecular function: branched-chain-amino-acid:2-oxoglutarate transaminase activity. Lineage: Eukaryota; Metazoa; Cnidaria; Anthozoa; Actiniaria; Actiniidae. Gene Ontology annotation, cellular component: mitochondrion. The record is from RefSeq and is a predicted model, not a curated record. Gene Ontology annotation, biological process: L-valine biosynthetic process; L-leucine biosynthetic process.
UAUUGUACUCCUGUACUGUAGUGUUUUGAAGGGAUGAAGGCCUACAGAGGGGUGGAUAACAAGAUCAGGAUGUUCAGACCACUGGAAAACAUGAAAAGAAUGAAUCACUCUGCAUCAAGGGCAUGUCUUCCUAAAUUUGACAGCGAAGAGAUGGUGAAGUGUAUUCGUCAGCUGGUCAAACUGGACCAGGAGUGGGUUCCGUACUCUGAUACAUGCUCACUGUACAUCAGACCCACCCUGAUUGGCACACAGCCGACCCUUGGAGUGAAUAAGGCUAACAGUGCCUUACUGUACGUCAUCCUGUCCCCAGUCGGUCCAUACUUCAAGACAGGCACAUUUAACCCUGUUGCACUGUUAGCAGAUCCCCAGUAUGUCAGGGCGUGGCCUGGGGGUGUUGGUGACUGUAAAAUGGGAGGAAAUUAUGGACCAACCAUUCUGGCACAGUUGAAUGCUGAACGACAAGGUUUACAACAAGUUYUGUGGCUGUUUGGCGAUGAUCAUCAGGUGACAGAAGUGGGAACAAUGAACAUGUUCAUGUUGUGGAUAAAUAAAAAAGGAGAAAAAGAAUUGAUUACGCCACCUUUAAAUGGACUCAUUCUACCAGGAGUAACGAGAAGUUCACUACUGGCUCUUGGUAAAAAAUGGGGUGAAUUUAAGGUAACGGAGAAAGAGUUUAACAUGGAGGAUGUUGUCAAUGGUGUGAACGAGAACAGAGUAAGUUUAUAUAUUUAA